Messenger RNA from Hipposideros armiger (great roundleaf bat), 4750 nucleotides. RefSeq names its product chromosome unknown C2orf68 homolog (gene CUNH2orf68). The transcript has 5 exons. The record is from RefSeq and is a predicted model, not a curated record. The coding region runs from base 729 to 1229 and encodes 166 amino acids. NCBI's taxonomy places the organism in Eukaryota, Metazoa, Chordata, Mammalia, Chiroptera, Hipposideridae.
UGCGCACCUGAGAAUGAUCUGCGAGCCUACUGCCACCUUACCCGAAAUUUCCAGUUUAAAGAGGCAGGAACUUUUUAUUGGCUGCAGACUAUCUGGAUAAAGGAAAGCUGUCAUUGGACUCCAGGAGUUCUCGAAAGUGGCGCACGCUCAGACUCCUAAAAAGCCCAGAGUCCUCCUGCAGGAGCAGUUAAGACAUCUGGCUGGCGGGCGCCGAGCUGGGCAGUCGGCAGGACGGCUGCAAAGCUCCGGCGCUGGGGCCCUUCCAGAGUAAUCACCUCACAGCCUCUCUUGAGGUAGGUGCUCUUCGAGUCCUGAUUUACAAAUGAGGAAACUGAGGCACCGCGGGGCUCGGUAGGCAGCCGAAGUCGUGCAGCUAAUAAAGUUCGGGAAAAGACGGAAAAGCUCCACACCGAACACUGAGUGGUGUCAUGAUUGCUGAAUUGUUUGACGUAUCAGCAGUAAACCUAAAAUCUUGUUUCUUCCCCACAAUGUCACAACGAAAAUAAAAGUCCCGCCCAGGGCGUGAAAAGUCUGGCGCACGCCCCACCCUCCCAAUCUGAGCCUGGAACUCAGCGCGCGGCGCCGCUCGGCCUCACGGCCCUUUCGGGACGGAAGGUCGGGGUGCGAGACCGGAAGGCGAGCGAGGGGCGGUGCAGAGCUCUCCCGGCGGGAGGGUGACUACUGGAGCCGUGGCGGCGGCGGCGGCGGCUCCGCGCCCAGGGCUCCAGAUGGAAGCGACGCCGGAUCCCGGGCCGGGGCUUUGCUGCAAGCCUGGCGGGCGGCUGGACAUGAGCCACGGCUUCGUGCACCACAUCCGACGGAACCAGCUCGCCCGGGAUGACUACGACAAGAAGGUGAAGCAGGCAGCCAAGGAGAAGGUGAGAAGGCGGCACACGCCCGCUCCGACGAGGCCUCGCAAGCCUGACCUACCUGUGUACCUGCCGCGACACCGAGAUGGCACUACUCACCCAAGCAACCCAGACUGUGAAGAGUCCGGUGAAGGCAGCAGUAGUGGUGGCUCCGAGCCAGAGCCUCCUGGCCAUCAGCUCUUCUGCUUAGAAUAUGAGGCAGACAGCGGAGAAGUCACAUCAGUUAUCGUGUAUCAGGACGAUGACCCAGGAAGGGUGAGUGAGGAAGUGUCAGCACACACGCCUCUGGAUCCAUCCAUGCGAGAGGCCCUCGAGUUGCGCAUCCAGGAGGAGAUUGCAAAGCGCCAGAGCCGACACUGACCAGGCUGAAGGCAUUCCCAGCAGGCGAGACUCUGCCCAGGGAGCUCACCCCUAAUUUGGGGGUGCCAGAACCAGUCUGGGCUGAUCUUGAGACACACACACAUACUCAUACCCCACAGCUGCCGCAUCCACAGGAAAAGAGUGUUGCAGGGACUAUGCCUGGCCACCUCCCUGGUAGCCACUGUUUCUUGGGUAUUGGCCCAUCUGACCAGCCUAAUAUUUUGGAAUUUUUGAGAAUUUUGUUUGGCUAGCUUGGUGUUCUGAAAGCAGAGACUCCAGGGAGAGCUGAGGUUUAUGAAGCCUGUGCCAACAUGCUUUCUCACUGAGUUCAUGUGCCCUGGGACACCUGGCUACUGCUGCUCCACCCAGCUCUUUGAGCCAUGUUUGCUAUUUUAUGGUUCUUUGCUACUGUGCUUCUGCUCACUUCCAUUCAUGGUUUCCUCAAUAUUUUUUUCAGCUUUGUUUCUCUGUUCUUUCCUUUUCUUCAUCUUUUUGUAUCAGAGUUCAUCAGUUCCAUCCACCCCCGACCUCCCAAUAUGACUUCUUCGCACCUCCAGCUGCUCAGGACUUUGGAGGUGUGGGGAUUGGGGGGGUUCUACCUUUCUGACAAGCUCUCCCAGAAAUUCUGAUACCAAUAAAGUGGGAGAUCUUCAUUUUGGGGUCUGACUUGCAAGCAUGUCUCCCUCCCCUUCCAUGGAUUUUGCAAGUUUGUCAGCCCCACUGAUUUGCACUGUCUAGAUAAAGGAGACUUGGGAAGAUGAUGCCAGAACUAAACUGCAAGGAUUUCUUGCAGCAAAACCUCCCGUGGUUAAGACUAUAGAAUUCUAGCUUUCAACCUCAUCCCUAAAGGGGAAUUUUCAAAACAAGCUUGAAACUGCCUCUCCAAAUGUGAUUUAACAUUCUUGAAUAUACGUACAAAGAGAAAUUCAACAUUAGCAAUAAUUGCCUGUUUGGAACCCUAGUUGCAAACAAACAAAAAAAGACCCAAACAACACGCCAGAGGGAGUAUAAUGAGCCUCUUCCUCGUCUCUAUGCUUUCUCCUUUCCUACCUCCCGAGAGUAUAUAAAUUCCCAAGAGAUCCUUAAAAUAAAGAUCCCAGGAAUGUCACUGCUUUCAUCUAAGUGAACAUUUUUUCCUAAUGCAGGGUUAGCUAAGGUCUGAGAAAUCCACAAGACAUCCUGUGCACUGCAGUUCCAAGCCACUUCAAUUUUCUAGCACAUCAGCCUAAUCUCAGUGACUUGAAAUUUGGGUUUUACGUGAGCCGAUGAGCACUGAGACUUCUUCAAACAAAAAAGUCCCCUGCCCCAGGGGUUUCUCCACAUCAGAGUUUCAAGAUCAGUCUGGCUGGUGCAUCUCACCAGCUUUUCUCUUAAAGGACGCCGGAGGGCACUCUUAUACUACAUAAUUAAAUUGCGGCAAGCCCCAGCUUGAAGUGACAGAAGAAUGCUGGGGCAGUGAGCAACGUGGAUAAGUUAGAAGGGCCUGGUUGUGAAGGCAGCCAGGGACCAGAGUGCUCCUGACCCACAGAGCUGGCCCAAGGUUAAAUGCCUCCAACUUACCAGUCCUGGGCUCAGUUCUACUUUUAGAUGAGAAAGUCUGCCCUCUGUUUAUACAGCUGGGCUCGAAGUGCCUUUCAACUUAUAAUGUUAACUACCCUCCAGAGCCUCCUGGGUUAAGGAGGCUAUACCAUCAUCCUGAUCUCCCUGCAGCUCAGAGGACCAGUCAUGUUAGUCUUCCAGCUCUUCAUCUGAUGUGACUUGGACGUAGGAUUUCACUGGAGCGCUUAGGCUUGCCAGUCUUGAAAUACUUUUGGGGUCUGUCUUCUCACAGCUGGAUGUCCUGCUUCCUGGAUUUAUUACCGAAUUUAGAAACAAGACCAGAAGAGGAGGUUGGGGGCAUAGCACCUGAAAUUUCGCCUCCAUUCCUGGUUUGUGAGAAGGGAAACGUGUACCUAUUGUCUUUAUGUGUUUGUCAUGUAAUCCUCACACACUCAGGUAAGAAAUUGAUGGGAACUCCUUGUGUGUAAUCAUCUUCUUGAGGCACUUUGCUUAUCAAGUGCAUAUAAAAUAUUUUCCACCCAAGAAAGCAUUCUAAUUCUUAGCUAAUUUAUGCAGUAUGACCCUAUAAAGCACUAAGCCUGGUACUUAAAUGAGAGGUUGUCCUUCAGAGCAGGCCUAUUGGUGAGGCUGCCAUUGUUCCAGGCAUGCCUGAAAUACUGGGUGAUGGCCCUCCGCCAGUUGACAGCCUUGUAGCUCAGGCUCAUUGCUUAUUGCCACCCCUCAUCUCAUCCAAGAUGGUACUAUUCAGUUUAUUCACCAGACUUAACCUCUAGACAUCUUUCAGCUCUUUUCAAAAAUCGGUGCUUUGCCAUUAAGAAACACAUUCAGAGCAUUUCCCACAAGCUCUAGAGAAUGUCCCAAAGAGGACUGUCCCAUGUUGUGUGGUGCAGUGGCAACAGUGUGGACUAGCUGGGGCUUUCCAUCAGGCUGCUUCAGAUUCAGCACUCACUUGACUAGACACAUUCUUGGCUGUCUAAAAAAACAAAAUAUUGUCUGGUAGGCUGAUAGGCAUAUCUCAUGCCCAUCCAAAAUGAAGUAUUUUUCACUUACUGAGGGUAAGCCUUGGAUUUUAAGGUUCUGUGUUUUCUGGGCCACAGUGGGUAGGUAAUGUUACAAAUAGAAGGAAGCUGGGGUUUGCAGGGACUUUGGGCUGUGCAAGAAUAAACACGAAAGCUCGAGUUCCAGCCAGCUGGCAAGCAUGGAAAUCUUUGACGAAUGUAAAGCAGGAAAAGAUUGUAAAGCUUUUUGUAUUGAGAGAGGAGGAGCCAGUGGAGCCUAGCCAGCCAGCAGGAAGGACCAGCAUGGGCUAGACCAAAUGCUACUCCCUAUGGAUGAGCCUCUGAAAGGGACAUUCCGUCUCCACAGUCUACCCGGAGGGGUACUGCCAGCUGGAGAUUAGCCUGAGGAGCUGGAAGAAACUUUUUGGUGUAGUGAAUAUCCAACCUGCUGUGCAUUUGGCUACAUCUGUUGAAUGGCCUGGUAGUGGAACCCUCAGUGGGUUUACAAAUGUAAAUGAGGCCUUUACAUAUAGAAGAAGGAAUAAGGACAGAUUAUUUUCCUACCUCUGAGCUGCAUUUUGGGAGAAUCACCAUGGAAUGUUGACAAUUAUUUGAAACAUCUCAAGCUCCCUCCUUGAAUUCCUGCCCUCCCUAAGGAAUUAGGUGGCUAAGAAGCCAUAGGCAUCCACCCCACAUUUCCCCAGUGAUUGGAGUGAUGCUAGAAGUGAAAACCUGAGUGAAUGGCUCCUCUGCCUUCUCAGAGCCACCAGAAUGACAGACUAGUUACACUGGUUGUGUUGUGUUAAAUGUAUAAAAAGCCAUACUCUCUUGUUUUCUCAUUUCAAUGUUUCUGCUGUGUGGAUGAAUAAAGUGGAGUAUGCAAAUAAUUGGAAAAUCUUGGAAGGAAGUUACUUUUCAAAGACGAUAUUCUUUUUAAUCAAUAAACUUACUAUUUUUACAGCA